AUGUCUCGAAAGACCAUCUUCUUGAUGGGGGCUCCCUUGCCCGGGAAUCUGGACUGGGAUAAUGACGAACUUUUAAAUACACCGAUGCCUCCCUUUCGUGGUGAACAUGCCGACAAAGAGCUUCGGUCACCAGUCCAGCAGCGCCCCAUCAAAUGGAGGGUGUUACCAUCUUUACCGGUCAUUGACUCGGCAAAGGACCUGGAAUACCACGAUAGCCCAGGAGAUCCAGCCUUCUUCACCACACAUCAGUUGGCCAUCAACAAUGCGACACAGGCGGACCAAGAAGACUCGGCACUCUCACAGUUCUACGACCAUUCCUUUGCGGUUCAUGAAACAUCCGAGAUAUCUGUCUCUGGUCUGCGUGUUGAAUACUCGAUUGAAGAAAGCGAUCUGUGUGGGAAAACCAUGGAUACCUUGGACACCAGUACUACCUCUUCAUCAGGUCCGGCAGAUGCGCCGGGGCCAGCUCCCUUGCUCCGGAUUCCUCGUCUCAGCGACCUGCAGGAUCUUCCCACUGCAAGAUACCUCGAAUCUAUUGCGCCCCAGACAAUGACGGUGAAUCUGAUUGCAGGGGUCAUUGCCGUGCAACCUCGUCGCCGCGUGGUGACGCGACGAUGGAAAAAAGAAUUAGACAUUAUCGAGCUUGUGGUUGGGGACGAGACAAGAACUGGGUUUGCCAUAAAUUUCUGGCUUCCGCCGAAAGAGCCAUUUGGUCCAACCCAUGAGGGGGGUGACCUCGGUCAAUCGCUGGCGACUUUGCGGCCACAGGAUCUCGUGUUGUUGCGGACCGUAGGGCUGAGUUCAUUCCAAAACCGAGUAUAUGGACAGAGCCUGCGCAGAGGAAUGACCCAGAUUGAUCUUUUGUAUCGACGACCUGUGGAUGCCGUGGAUGCAGGGGGCUUUUACAGAGACACUAUCUACCGCUCUCCCGACCAAGUACCACCAAAGGUUCGUCGAGUGCGAGAUUGGGUGAUACAAUUUGUUGGUGCAACGGAUCAAGCAGGCGGUGGCACAUCUGGAAUGUUUACACAACGUGGGCAGCUGCCUCCGGACACGCAGUAG
This is a messenger RNA of Penicillium alfredii, 1062 nucleotides long. RefSeq lists its product as uncharacterized. The transcript has a single exon. NCBI's taxonomy places the organism in Eukaryota, Fungi, Ascomycota, Eurotiomycetes, Eurotiales, Aspergillaceae. The record is from RefSeq and is a predicted model, not a curated record. The coding region runs from base 1 to 1062 and encodes 353 amino acids.